UUUAAUUAUGACGUCACAAGAAACUCGAAACCAAACAGAUAAUUUCAACAUUUCUCUGUUGGCAGUUGGCUGGAUUUCCUGUUCGUGAGUAUUUCACGAAAGUUCAACGAAAAUUUCCAUGUAUUAACCGAAGUUCUGGUUUUAUUCUGAUACUGAAAGAAGAUACCUUAGAAACAACUGGAAUUGAUCGAGUGGCCGAUAUCAGGAAAGAGCAAUUUGCUGAGCGGACAAUAUAAUUUAUUCAAACCGAAAAUACUCAUCCUUCAAAAGGCUUAUCACAAACAGCUAUCAACGGUAAAACCACCGCUUAACCGUCGCACGUAGCCAGUGAAAUUCGUUAGAUCUCACCAGCACGGAGUCUAACUAAAAGCAACCAUGAAUUUCUACCAAACUUUGUGGAUUUUUGUGGUUGUGUUCUUCGUCUUAGCUGAAUACAAUUUCCAGCAUGUAGAAGGAAGUUCUUGUGCCUCGAGAAACUCAUCUUGUGGCGAUUGCGUUGGCCUGAAGGGUAACUGUUACUGGUGUAAAAACAAGAAAAUGUGUGGCAAGUUUAUAAAGAGCGACGGCAAAAAUCAGGCCAACUGUAAAGGCUCGGAUAUGUACUAUAAACAAUGCUAUGUAUCGGGGAAUCUGCUUAUAAUCAUCAUUCCUUGUGUUGUUGGUGGCCUGCUCAUAAUAAUCGGAUGUUGUAUCUACUGCUGUUGCUGUCGAAAAUGCUGCAGUAAAAAGAAGGGCUUGUUUGACAAGGAGGAUAAGAAAUUGAAGAAAGAAAGGAAUGAAAGAAAGCAAGUGCAAGAUCAUCGUAAAGCGGAGAGACAAGCAAGAAAUGAAGAGAUCCGUAUGAAGUACGGCCUCAAACCGGCGAGUGGCGACUCGAGAUACCAACGACUGGACCAGCCUUAAAAUAAAUGAUGUCAUAUACAAUUUCUGAACUUUUUUUUGAGAUUUAUAAUUAAAUAUAUAACAGGGAUGUGUGAGUUUACACAAUUUAUAUGUACAAAUAUUUUUGAACGUAAACACAAAACCGACGAACUCGUUCGUGCGUAUCAGACAACACUUGAGGCAAAAAUUUUAAACUUGUCAUAAUUCCUAUAUAGUCAUAGAUAUAUAAAGAGCAAUGUUGAAAGGUUUGGGAUAACCGCACGGCGUACAUUUGCUGGUUAUUCUGGGCAAGUAAAUGUACGAAUUAAUGCUACUUAUACGAUGUGUUCCCAUCUCGUAUUACAAAACAGAUAUAUGAGACAAUGAGGAAAUAAGACAAAUAUCCGGCUAGUUUCGAUAUUGAAAAUUGAGGUUCUUCUUCCUGUAAAAAAUUUCCGGUUUAGAAACUCAUAACACAAGUUUUAAUACGAAAACGAGGCUAUUUGUUACAUUAAACAAACUGAGACAUUUAUUCAAAGUCAAAGAUAGUUGCCACACUGUGCCUAUGGCUUAUCUCGUUUCACGUUUUCAUGUAUAUUUUAUUUUUAUCGCAUUGUCAUUGAGCCGAACUUCACAAAUAGCAAAUUAAUCGACUGUGGGACGACUUGAAUUGAUAAAAUUAUUACGGCUAAGCUUUUAAUGUCAAUACAAAAAUCUCAAUUAAAUUGUAGUUUCUGGUUGCUGUCAUAUAUCACUUGGAAAUAAUCGUGAAGUCCUCAUUCACUUUCUUUGUGAUAACUUGAGACGCAUUGUAUACGAUAUACAGUUCGGUAAACGAUCACUUCUAAACUUAUCAAGUUAGAAUUAAUCCUUUGUCAAAGGUAGAAAGUGUUCUCAAAAUCUUCUCUUCGCAAAGGAAAGAUUUUUGUGACACGAAUCAAACCUGAAUCUAGAAUAACAGCUGCAAAUUAAAAUGAAUAUGAAAUAUAUAAUCACCCAUUGUCAUUGGUCUCAUUGAGGACUUUCAUAAUUAAUAUAACUAAAAAGAGACGUGUGCGGUCGUGUUAAGCAUGUUUUUGUAAUGUAUAGGAUCCGUUUUCUUUGUAUUUCAAAUUAAUCCGUUUUCUUUGUAUUUCAAAUUAAUGUCAUGAUUUAUGUUACUGACGCAUAUAAUAUACUAGGAGGCACUUAUAAACAAUGCUGAAUAAAUAAAAAUGCGGCAUGGUAGUUCGAAUAUAUUUUAUCAUUUUCGCUUGCUAUAAUGCCCCCUGCAUGGGAAUAUUGUGUUAGAAUUGUGUCUGGUCUAUUGUUGUAUGAACUAUGAGGGUGACGACCCAUUGUUUUGUUUCUAUAGUUUCCAAAAUUAAAUAGUUGCAAUGCGUUUCUUUGUUCUACUCGAGUAAAAACUUCCUUGUUAGAUCCUUGGUCAGUAUCAGUUGGAAACUAAGCAACAUCUGUCUUGUGAUCAAAUACAAUAUACUGUUCUAUUUAGCAUCAAUGCGUGGUC
Paramuricea clavata is the source of this 2368-nucleotide messenger RNA. Lineage: Eukaryota; Metazoa; Cnidaria; Anthozoa; Malacalcyonacea; Plexauridae. The record is from the annotation of a GenBank genome assembly.